AUGAAGUGGCUACUGCUGCUCAGCUUGGUGGCGAUCUCUGAGUGUAUCAUCUACAAGGUUCCCCUUGUCAGAAAGAAGUCCAUGAGGCAAAACCUGAUCCAGCAUGGCCUGCUGGAGGACUUCCUGACGAAGCACAGCCUCAACCCUGCCAGCAAGUACUUCAAGGAGGCCGCCGACAUGAUGGCCACCCAGCCCCUUGAGAACUACAUGGAUAUGGAGUAUUUCGGCACCAUCGGCAUCGGAACCCCACCGCAGGAGUUCACCGUCAUCUUCGACACCGGCUCCUCCAACCUGUGGGUGCCCUCUGUCUACUGCUCCAGCCCUGCCUGCUCCAACCACAACCGCUUCAACCCUCAGCAAUCCUCCACCUACCAGGCCACCAGCCAAAGCGUCUCCGUUGCCUAUGGCACCGGCAGCAUGACAGGCAUCCUUGGAUACGACACCGUCCAGGUCGGAGGCAUCGCUGACACCAACCAGAUCUUCGGCCUGAGCGAGACGGAGCCCGGCUCCUUCCUGUACUACGCGCCCUUCGACGGCAUCCUGGGCCUGGCCUACCCCAGCAUUGCCUCCUCGGGGGCCACGCCCGUCUUCGACAACAUGUGGAACCAGGGCCUGAUUUCCCAAGACCUCUUCUCCGUCUACCUGAGCUCCAAUGACCAGAGUGGCAGCGUGGUGAUGUUUGGUGGCAUUGAUUCUUCUUACUACACUGGAAACCUGAACUGGGUGCCUCUUUCCUCUGAGACUUACUGGCAGAUCACCGUGGACAGCAUCACCAUGAACGGCGAGACCAUCGCUUGCAGCGGGAGCUGCCAGGCCAUUGUUGACACCGGCACCUCUCUGCUGGCUGGCCCAACCAAUGCCAUUGCCAACAUCCAGAGCUACAUCGGAGCCAGCCGGGACUCGAAUGGCCAGAUGGUGGUCAGCUGCUCAGCCAUCAACAACCUGCCCAACAUCGUCUUCACCAUCAACGGCAUCCAGUACCCCCUGCCCCCCAGUGCCUACAUCCUGCAGAGCCAGCAGGGCUGUGCCAGCGGCUUCCAGGGCAUGAACCUCCCCACCGCCUCCGGAGAGCUCUGGAUCCUGGGCGACAUCUUCAUCCGCCAGUACUUCACCGUCUUUGACAGGGCCAACAACCAGGUCGGCCUGGCUCCCGUGGCCUAGGCCUGAGACUUUCCGGCUCCUUCCCAGGAAAACCUGGCCCCAGCUCUGUGCCCGCUCUAGAUGUAUGUAAUUCUCCUCGUCGGUCUGCCCGUGGGGUCAUGGAGGUGGAAACUCGGCCCCGUUCCCUGACACACCAAUAAUGUAGAAUAAAAACAUAACCUCCAGAAAAA
Molecule: messenger RNA, 1331 nt
Organism: Pteronotus mesoamericanus
Lineage: Eukaryota; Metazoa; Chordata; Mammalia; Chiroptera; Mormoopidae
Product: pepsin A
Exons: 9
Coding region: 1-1161 (386 amino acids)
Biological process (GO): proteolysis
Molecular function (GO): aspartic-type endopeptidase activity
Source: RefSeq, a predicted model, not a curated record